GUCACCGCGGAUUUGUUCGCCGGCUCAGUCGCGUUCGGCGCGUCGUACGAGCAAGUGUGUUCUCGUUUGUUCUCACCCCAUUUCCAACUUCCUUUACAUAGCAUUUUCCCAACUCUUUUUUCCAUACUCCGUCCACCAUUAUUUCCGUCUCGACAAGGAAUCGUUUCUUGCGUUUCUUUUUAUAUUUCUGACGAAACGGCAGUCCGCGAAAAAAAAAGCGCAAUCAAAAGGAUAAUCAAAAAUGCAUCGAACUUAAAAAACCAGCCCAAGGAUUCUCGUUAAAGAGUCGUCGAAAACAGUGUCCGGAAGAAUGUUCGAGGAUCACGACUCUCGGCGGUAAUCACAAAUCCAGUGAAAUCAAUCCGAGGUGAAUCAAGCGGAAAUCGUUCUUGCGCCAGACAAGGUGGGACGAAAUGAAGUCGUCGGACGCUUAGUUACAAAUUCGUGAGAAGCCAUGAAUUUUUUGUGGCCGAAUCACCGAGAAAAAAAAACUUGAGAAUCGCGAAAUAACCGCGGUGAAGACGAACAAAGGACGAAAUGUCCGUGAAAGAAAUCGUGGGUAGAACCGAUGAUAAUCACACAUUUCUGAAAGAGGGAUUAACUUUGAAUUUUACGGAGGAUUAUCUGAAUAUCACGCUGCUAGAUGCGAACGCGACGAAGAUCGACUCUUUCUACUUCUACAAGACGGAACAAUUCACGGUCUUGUGGCUGCUGUUCGCGAUGAUAGUCGUGGGUAAUAUCGCGGUCUUAAUUGGCCUCCAAUGGGGCAAACGGCGUAAGACUCGGAUGGAUUUUUUUAUCAAACAAUUAGCGUUUGCUGAUUUAUUGGUGGGCUUGAUAUCCGUGCUAACAGAUAUAAUUUGGAAAACGACGGUGUCUUGGCAUGCGGGUAACGUUGCUUGCAAGCUGAUAAGGUUCAUGCAAGCUGUCGUUACGUACAGUUCGACAUAUGUGCUCGUCGCUUUGUCAAUCGACAGAUACGACGCCAUUACGAGACCUAUGAAUUUCACUGGCAGAUGGUGGAGAGCCAGAGCCUUGGUGAUCAGUGCCUGGGGAUUAUCGGCAUUGUUUAGCGCGCCGAUCAUUUUCCUCUACGAAGAGAAGCGUGUGCAGGGGAAGACACAAUGCUGGAUAGACCUGGGCUCGCCGACGCAGUGGAGGAUCUACAUGAGCUUGGUCAGCUUCACCCUCUUUAUAGUUCCCACUCUGAUAAUAGGGGGCUGUUAUGCUGUGAUCGUGGCCACUAUAUGGUCGCAAGGGGGGGCAUUACGCCAGGGACCGACUAGGGACACCAGGAGGGUAUCGUCUCGAGGACUUAUCCCUAGAGCCAAAGUUAAGACGGUCAAAAUGACCCUCGUUAUAGUGUUCGUAUUCAUUCUCUGUUGGAGCCCUUAUAUAGUGUUCGAUCUCCUUCAAGUUUUCGGAUAUCUGCCAAAGACCCAAACUGUCGUCGCCGUUGCCACUUUCAUUCAAAGUUUAACGACUUUGAAUUCAGCUGCUAAUCCAAUAAUAUAUUGCCUCUUCAGCACGUCAUUUUGUAAAACUGUAAGAAAUACACAAGUGAUAUCAUGGGUUUCUGGAUGGUGUGCGACGAAUCCACAUCAUUGUUUCGGCACUGGUGCUCCAAACAGUAGCACAAGGACGACAGUGACGACAUCUUUAACGGCUCAAUCUUCGAGAAGAAGCGGUCACAUCGCUAUGUUACAUUCUACAUCUUUAUAUCAGUGCUGUUUAGCCUGCCAUUUUGCAAAUAAAGAAGCUUGCGGUUAACCAAAAGAGAUGCCGAGGAUAAAACUUAUAA
Molecule: messenger RNA, 1801 nt
Organism: Apis florea (little honeybee)
Lineage: Eukaryota; Metazoa; Arthropoda; Insecta; Hymenoptera; Apidae
Gene: CCAP-R
Product: Crustacean cardioactive peptide receptor
Biological process (GO): neuropeptide signaling pathway
Cellular component (GO): plasma membrane
Molecular function (GO): neuropeptide receptor activity; vasopressin receptor activity
Source: RefSeq, a predicted model, not a curated record